AUGAAGGGAAGGGAUUUGUUGCAAAGUGCCCUCCCCUCCUCCAGCUCCCUCAGCACGGGGGCAGCGAUUGCUGCUGCUGCUGCAAUAACAUUCCUCCAGGAGACACCAUCAGGGGGUUCUGUGUGUGUGGGCACUUCAGGCUCCAGUUCAUCAUCCAACCUGGAGGGACACAAGGACAACAGCACCGUGGAGAAGCCAUGGCAGUGUGGGGACUGUGGGAAACGGUACAGGUCUCCAUCUGAGCUGGAGAUUCAUCGACGUGUUCACACCGGGGAGAGGCCGUUCACCUGCUCUGACUGCGGGAAGGGAUUCACUCAUUCCUCUGACUUGCAGAGACACCGGAGAGUUCACACCGGGGAGAGGCCGUUCACUUGCUUGGAGUGCGGGCAGGGAUUUACUCAGUCUUCUUCACUGCUCUCACACCAGCGAGUUCACACCGGGGAGAGGCCGUUCACUUGCUCCGAUUGUGGGAAGGGAUUCACUCAGUCUUCUUUGCUGGUGGCGCACAAGCGAGUCCACACCGGGGAGAGGCCAUUCAUCUGCUUCAAGUGUGGUAAAGGGUUCAGUCGGUCAUCCAGCCUUCUAAAACACGAGCGUAUUCACACCAGGCAAUGGCCUUUCACCUGCUCCGAGUGCGGGAAGGGAUUCAGUGCUUCGUCCAGACUGCUGGCGCACCAGCGGGUUCACACCGGGGAGAGGCCGUUCACCUGCUCCGAGUGUGGGAUGGGAUUCACUGAUUCAUCCCUCUUACUGUCACAUCAGCGAGGGCACACCGGGGAGAGGCCGUUCACCUGCUCUGACUGCGGGAAGGCAUUCACCAGAUCCUCUUCACUGGUGGCACACAAGCGUGUUCACACCGGGGAGAAGCCGUUCAUCUGCUCAGACUGUGGGAAGGGUUUCUUUGAUUGCUCCUCCCUCCUGUCACACCAGCGCAUUCACACCGGGGAGAGGCCAUUCACCUGCUCGGAUUGUGGGAAGGGAUUCACUCUGCCUUCUUCCCUGGUAGCACACCAGCGCAUUCACACUGGGGAGAGGCCAUUUACCUGCUCGGAUUGUGGGAAGGGAUUCACUCUGCCUUCUUCCCUGGUAGCACACAAGCGUGUUCACACCGGGGAGAGGCCGUUCACCUGCUCUGACUGUGGGAAGGGAUUCACUAUUUCCUCUGACCUGCAGAGGCACCAGAGAAUUCACACCGGGGAGAGGCCAUUCACCUGCACGGAUUGUGGGAAGGGUUUCACUUGGUCCUCUUCGCUGCUGGCACACCAGCGGGUUCACACCGGGGAGAGGCUGUUCACCCGCUCCGAGUGCGGGAAGGGAUACUGUUCCUCGUCCCGACUGCAGGCACAUCAGCGAGUGCAUACCGGGGAGAGGCUGUUCACCUGCUUUGAGUGUGGGAAACGGUACAGGUUUCCAUCCGGGCUGAAGCGUCAUCGACGUGUUCACACCGGGGAGAGGCCGUUCACCUGCUCUGACUGUGGGGAGGGUUUUGCUCACCUUUCCUCGCUAGUGGUGCACAAUCGGGUUCACACCGGGGAGAAGCCGUUCACCUGUCUCCGGUGUGGGAAGUGCUUCGCUCGGUCAUCCAGCCUUCGAAGACACGAGCGAAUUCACACCGGGGAGAGGCCGUUCACUUGCACCGAGUGUGGGAAGGGAUUCAGUCUGUCAUCCAGGCUUCAAGAACACAAGCGAAUUCACACCGGGGAGUGGCCCUUCACCUGCUCAGAAUGUGGGAAGGGAUUGAGUUCCAUGUCCAAACUGCAGGCACACCAGCGUGUUCACAGCGGGGAGAGGCCAUUCACCUGCUCUGACUGUGGGAAGGAAUUCGCUCUCGCCUCUUCCCUACUGGCACACAAGCGGGUUCACACCGGGGAGAAGCCAUUCACCUGCUCCAAGUGUGAGAAGCGAUUCAGUCAGUUAUCUGGUCUUCAAAAACACAAGCGGAUUCACACCGGGGAAUGGCCGUUCACCUGCUCUGAUUGUGGGAAGGGAUUCAGUACAUUAUCGAGUCUGCUGAUCCACCAGCGGGCUCACACCGGGGAGAGGCCAUUCUCCUGCGCCGAGUGUGGAGAAACCUUCAGAGAUCCGUUUGUGCUGCGGAGACACCAGCGGGUGCACACCCGGGAGAAGCCGUUCAGCUGCUCUGUGUGCGGGAAGGGAUUCACUCAAUCCGGCAGCCUCCGCGUACACCAGCAACAUCACACUGGGGAGAGGCCGUUCACCUGCUCUGAGUGUGGGAAGGAAUUCACUCAGUCGUCCCAGCUGUUGAUCCACCAGCGCAUUCAUACGGGGGAGAGACCAUUCCUCUGCACUGACUGUGGGAAAGGAUUCAGGGAUUCAUCAGCUGCACUGAAACACCAACGAAUUCACACCGGGGAGAAGCCUUUCACCUGCUCUGUGUGUGGGAGGGGAUUUAUCCAGUCAUAUAAGCUGCGGAGUCACCAGAGAGUUCAUCAAUGAAGACUGCAUUUAGAUUCUGCUGUUCUUGCUGCUGGGAACCACAUCCAGGACUGAACCAUGUUCAUUCGGACAGUGGGUGAAGUGGGAGGGUCAGAGGGGUUUUAUAUCCCAUGGGGCUGAUGCUCUCUCAGCCUGGGAGUGCACAUUUCCUCUGAAAUUAUCCACAGAAGCUGAUGAACAACAUUUACUUUAUCCUGGUUAGGAAACAGUUUACCUCCUGCUGCAGUUUCCAUUCCUGAAGAUGGGCUGGCCACCAACAUCCAACAAGAACACAUCGGCUCCCACGGUUACCUGGACUGUGCAUCCUCACUCCCUGCAGAGACUCCAUUGUGUUCUCCCAGUUUCUCUGUCUUUCCCACUUUUCACCUCCAAUGUGACCAUUUUCCCUUCCAUUGUGUUUGUCAGGAUCUUUCAAAGUGUCCAAACUAUGUCCCGCAUUUCUGCCCUGAUCCCUUCCCCUCCUUGCUGGAUUCUGGAUUAGUGUUGCUGGAAAAGCACAGCAGUUCAGGCAGCAUCCGAGGACCAGUAAAAUCGACGUUUCAGGCAAAAGCCCUUCAUCAUCCUUCUUCAUGGAACAAUGUGGUUUCCUUGAGUUUGUGUAUCUUGUACCAACUGAGUAUAUUCAGUAAAGGUCUUUGUAUCACAACAUGACCAAGCAGCAAUAGAGGGUUGAAUGGACCAUGAGCUUUAAUUGAGUUGCGUUUCGUUUUUUAGGUCAAACCAAACUUAGUCCGACUGUGACAAAAUUGUCUGUGUCGUGCUCAUCAGGAGCUUUGCACAAACACUAAUUCUUAUACUGCAUGA
Molecule: messenger RNA, 3261 nt
Organism: Chiloscyllium plagiosum (whitespotted bambooshark)
Lineage: Eukaryota; Metazoa; Chordata; Chondrichthyes; Orectolobiformes; Hemiscylliidae
Biological process (GO): regulation of transcription by RNA polymerase II
Cellular component (GO): nucleus
Molecular function (GO): RNA polymerase II cis-regulatory region sequence-specific DNA binding; DNA-binding transcription activator activity, RNA polymerase II-specific
Source: RefSeq, a predicted model, not a curated record